GCAAGGCUGGUUUCUUUGUAUUUUGACACAAAAAGGUAUCAAGAAGCAUUGCAGUUAGGAUCACAGCUUUUGCGGGAGUUGAAGAAGAUGGAUGACAAGGCUUUGUUGGUAGAAGUACAGUUACUAGAGAGCAAGACCUACCAUGCCUUGAGCAACCUGCCAAAGGCCAGAGCAGCAUUAACCUCUGCCCGUACAACAGCCAAUGCAAUCUAUUGUCCACCCAAGUUGCAGGCAGCAUUGGAUAAGCAAUCGGGUAUUAUCCAUGCAGCAGAAGAAAAGGACUGGAAGACAGCAUAUUCUUAUUUUUAUGAGGCAUUUGAAGGUUAUGAUUCUAUUGACAGCCCCAAAGCCAUCACUUCAUUGAAGUAUAUGCUGCUAUGCAAGAUCAUGUUAAACUUACCUGAAGAUGUGCAGGCAUUGGUGAGUGGGAAGCUUGCACUGCGGUAUGCAGGCAGACAGGUAUAGAAAUCCUGAACUACUUUUUUUGUUCCUGAAAUUUUUUCCAAUCCUAGCUGAGUCCUAUUAAAAAGUUUCCAAAUACU
Notechis scutatus (mainland tiger snake) is the source of this 542-nucleotide messenger RNA. Lineage: Eukaryota; Metazoa; Chordata; Lepidosauria; Squamata; Elapidae. The record is from RefSeq and is a predicted model, not a curated record.